This is a messenger RNA of Solanum dulcamara, 2778 nucleotides long. RefSeq names its product WAT1-related protein At2g37460. The coding region runs from base 156 to 1298 and encodes 380 amino acids. The record is from RefSeq and is a predicted model, not a curated record. Gene Ontology annotation, molecular function: transmembrane transporter activity. Gene Ontology annotation, cellular component: plasma membrane. The transcript has 7 exons. Lineage: Eukaryota; Viridiplantae; Streptophyta; Magnoliopsida; Solanales; Solanaceae.
GUCCUCAUCUGCUGAUCAGGUAAUGGGCAGAGAGAACGAAAAUAGUGUGAAAUAAUUUGUCUAUAUAUACAGAAAAGCAGCAGUUACUUAUGCUGCACUUGUGACCUUAUAAUAGUAGUGCUCUUAAAGAGGUUAAGCUUUGUUGCAAGUAAACAAUGGAGGUAGUACGUGAACUAUACAAUAGAGCAAAACCCUUUCUUGCUGUCAUUUUUCUUCAAUUUGGGCUAGCAGGCAUGGAUAUCCUCACCAAAGUGGCCUUGAACGAAGGAAUGAGUAACUAUGUAUUUGUUGUGUACCGCCAUGCAGUUGCCACUCUGGUUAUUGCUCCUUUUGCAAUAAUUCUAGACAAGAAAGUAAGACCGAAGAUGACGCCCUCAAUAUUUGCUAAGUUGGUACUUCUUAGCAUACUGGAGCCCGUCAUUGACCAGAAUCUCUACUCUAUUGGCCUGAAAUACACAACAGCAACUUUUGCAGCUGCAAUGUGCAACAUUCUUCCUGCCAUUACUUUUAUAAUGGCCUGGAUAUUCAGGCUUGAGAAGGUGAAGCUUACAAGCAUCCGCAGCCAAGCCAAAAUAGUUGGGACUGUUGCCACAGUGGCAGGAGCCAUGAUCAUGACAUUGGUACGAGGCCCAAUAGUUGAGCUAUUUUGGACAACUGGAAAUGCCGGUCAUGAAGCUCAAAGUGGUGGGUUAAAUCUAAGCCAUGCUAUCAAAGGUUCCAUCAUGAUAACAAUUGGGUGCUUCAGUUGGGCUGCAUUCAUGAUUUUGCAGGCAAUCACACUGCGGACUUAUCCCGCUGAGCUCUCACUCACUGCUUGGAUAUGCUUGUUGGGAACAGCUGAGGGAGCUAUAGUAGCAAUGGUAAUGGAGAGAGGAAAAACUGCAGUGUGGGCCAUAAACUGGGACUCUAAGUUUCUUGCAGCUGUAUACAGUGGAAUAUUCUGUUCAGGACUCGCGUAUUACAUCCAAGGAGUAAUAAUGAAAGACAGGGGACCUGUUUUCGUCACAGCUUUCAAUCCAUUAAGCAUGGUUAUUGUAGCUAUAUUGAGUACAAUCAUUCUACGUGAACAACUGAACCUGGGAAGGGUACUAGGAGCUGUUGUGAUUGUUGUUGGCCUUUACAUUGUCCUGUGGGGUAAAAGCAAGGAUCACACAUCUUCAUCAAUCGAUGAACAAGUAAUACCAACACAGGAAAUGACACAUGAAACCAAAAUUGACAAGGAAAAUUUAAGUCAGACAGUUAUCCACAUCAAUCCAUCGAGAGGAACAACUGCUAACGAAGAUGAAAGCAUAAUAUGAUUUUCUAUUUGAGGCUUUAUCUUCCAAAUUCCAAAAGGAGGUCUGGCUAUAGAGCAGCCUCUUCAUCUUAGAAAUGAGCUCUUCUUCAGCUGCAUCUUGAAUUAGUAAUUAUUAGUUAAAGAUGGUUUAUAUAUAAAGAGGAGUUUCUUUCUGGUCUAAGGAAAAAAAAAAAGAAUCUCAAGUCGUCAACCAAAUUUCACCCAGCAUGCGGCCAAAUUUAAGCCAGUUAAACCACCAUUUUUGGGAACUUCUUUCUGCACUGUAGAAUGACUAAACUAUGUUAAGCCAAUAGGCUUUUUCUUUUGGUUUGUUUAAUAGAUAUUAAACCAUAUAUAAUAACUUAUAGUAACAGCAAUAGUCAUGCCCAGACAUGUAGAUAAGUUGGUUCUUGAACUUCAGAUCUACAAUACCGAAGUUCUAUCUGGAAAUAUUUCCUGUGUUAAAGAUCAGUGUCUAAAAAGUUUGAACCAGUCGGUCUUAACAGUUAUUCCAUUGUAUGGGUAGGACCAAUAUGGAUUAAUUGACAUUAAGCUACAUUAAAAAUACUACUCGAUCGCCCAUCACUUACCUAUCAAUGAUGGCCAUAUAGACUUCCCCAAAGAGGAAAAAAAUGGAACUGAACAAAGGGAUCUAAAGGCCUUUAGAUGGACACAUUAGUGCAUCAUAAUUAGAAGCAUAUAAUCAAUAACACCAUCGCUUGAUUACUAUGGUAUGAGAAACUUUGUGGUCUUCUUCCAUAUUCUUCCUUGUUGCUAAAGAAGGUCAAAUAAUUCUUGUUCUUGGUUCAUACUAUGCUAACCAUCUGUGCAAUGACUUGCUACAGAUUUGUUUUGCUAAACAGGACUUGGUACAAAUUAUGAGAGAGCGGGGGAUGAAUGGGAAUGUGGGACAACUCAAAUAAGUGCAACAGAGAUGUUAAGAUAAUAGAGUCUGAAACUCGCUUAAUUUAGGUUCCUCACCAAUUUUUGACCAGUUUUCGACCUUCAGGUUACUAGAGAGCCAUGAACCUAAAACUAAUAUUUCACAUGUUUAACAAAGCGAAAGCCAUUUCAUCCCUCCUAGACAUCACAGUUUGUUACUGGAAUGAGCACAUAUAUCUCCUCAAAUUAUGUAUUAAAUGUUGAGCAAGUUGAAAUGAGGAAUUAUUCAAAGUUCAGAGGCAUACACAUUGAAGAAGCUUACACCAUUUAGCAGCUACCAAAUCUCAAGUACUAACAGCUAAGCUUAGUCUCACCUUUUAUCAAUACAAAAAUGACUUGUCUAUUACUCAUCAAUAUAUGUUACAAACUUUCAUGUUUGGACGUCUAAAAAAAAAUUGACCCAUUUCUAACUAAUAACACAUACGCUAUUCACCAAACUGAAGAUUCAAAUUAAUGAACUAAUGUACUCUAAAUUUAAAGUCAUAUUAUCCCUAUAAAGCUAAAUUUUUGACUUACAAAGCAACAACUAUUACAGCUCAAACCAAACUAGUUGGGGUCAA